AAUAGAUUAAUUCGACAAUAGUUUCUUCUCUUCUCAUCCAAAACCGUAUUCAAUAAAAUUUAUUUAAUUUAGCAUAAGAAUUUAUAAUGGAAUCGAUUCAAAUACAUUCUGUGGAUGGAAGAGAAAUAUCUGUUUCACGAUCAACGUUUCCUCAAUACAGCCGAAGAAUAAAAUCCAUGUUGGAGCCAUUUUCGAACAACGUAUCUGUCACCUUUUACUUACCAUAUACAUACGAAAAUCUGCAGAUACUCGACGAAUUUAUUAAAAAAAAAUUACCAAAAUUUCAUAAUUUGAAACGUGCAAUGAACAUUUAUCAAAUUAGCAAAAGAUUGAACAUUGUUGCUUUAAACAUUUACUGUGGACGUUAUAUAAUUCAUCCUUUUCGGACGCCACAUGUUUGUGAAAUUUAUGUAUUUGCUUGCCAAAACAAUGACUAUGACUUACAAUUUUAUUGUUGGAAAAAAUUUAGCAAUGAUUGGAACACAGUAUUUUAUCAAAAUAAAAACGCUUUGGACUGUGAUGAAAUUGUGAUUCGUAGACUCGUUUCUCGCCCUAUAUAUAAAAAAUUGGUGGAGCGGAUUAUUUUUAAAAUUGUUUAUGAAUGGGCAAGACGUAGAGUUAACUCGAAUACAUCCCUGCGGCAAGUCAUGGCUCCGUUCUUAUCCAACAUCAGAUUUCUUACAAUGGAUGAUGAAUUUUUAAAGGGCUAUGUAUAUCCGAAACAAUUGUUAACAGAAGAAGAAGUAAAUGCCAUUCAACACUACAAAGUAACAUCUGACAAAUCAAUAAUUCCAGAUAGCAUUUCUAGAAGUCAUCUUUCGAGAAACCAUGAAAAACAUAGCUUUUGGUUCAUAUAUUGCAAUCGAAGUUAUUCCAUUCACGAUCAAGAAAUGAAUAUGGAAAACAAGUUUCAGUUCAUUUCGGAGAUAUUUGUUCUAGAAGAUUGUUUCCUCACUGGAAUCGAACUCCCAAUUUCUCAUAACAGCGAAAAACGUAUAAGAAUAAGAAUACAGAAGUUUAUUGACAAUGGUAUUUGGAAUCCCGAAAAAGAAAAUUACGUAUCUUGUGAUCAGAAUGGAAAGAUUAAAUUGUAUCGAGUCAAUUAUAUUUCGAAAUCUUCUACAUUUCGUGUGAUAGCUAAAAUUAAUGAAGAGGACAUUCUACGAAGUAACAUACGAAUUAGUAAUUCGGCAAGUCGUUAUAUAGUAAAUGAAGGAAUGGCCAUAAGUUCUGAAAAAAGUGCUCCGUCGUGUACAGAUAUAGAAUAUAUAUAUUGUAAUGUAAAUCUUUAUUUUUGAAGAAGUUUAAAGGAGUCCCAUAGCAAAUUUUUUUUCAAAAUUUCUAUAAUUUCUUUUUUAAUAUUUUAGUUUUCAUUAUGAGCAAAAUUUGUAAAAUAUUAUGAUAAUAUAUGGUACUUUAUAUAAGAAAUAAAAUCAUUUGAUGUAAUCCAGUGCAUUCUACUGCACU
Messenger RNA from Centruroides sculpturatus (bark scorpion), 1467 nucleotides. RefSeq lists its product as uncharacterized. The record is from RefSeq and is a predicted model, not a curated record. Bases 87 to 1298 code for a protein of 403 amino acids. The transcript is spliced from 3 exons. NCBI's taxonomy places the organism in Eukaryota, Metazoa, Arthropoda, Arachnida, Scorpiones, Buthidae.